GCCACGACAAUUCGGAAGAGCCACGUCUACGACGACGGACGGACGGAUAAACUUGCCGGAACGAGAGAAACGGACUCAUUGCGCUUCCAAUCCGUCAGUGAUAACACGCCAGCCCACUGCCUCGUAAGGAUGCUACGAAAGUGCCUCAUUAUCCUGCCGGUGCUGCUGCUCGGCGCUCUCGCCGACGAGAAGGAUGUCUUGGAGCUCAGCGACGAGACCUUCGAGAGCGAGCUCGAGCGUCACGAGAACACACUCGUCAUGUUUUACGCACCAUGGUGCGGACACUGUAAGCGCCUGAAGCCGGAAUACGCAAAGGCAGCUGAGUUGCUCAUAGGCAGUGAGCCGCCGAUCACGCUCGCCAAGGUCGACUGUACGGAAGCUGGAAAGGAGACCUGCAACAAGUUCUCCGUCAACGGUUAUCCGACACUCAAGAUCUUCGAGCGUAAUGAGGUCAGGUCCGACUACAACGGUCCUAGGGAAGCAGCUGGCAUUGUCAAGUACAUGAAGUCUCAAGUGGGACCAGCGUCUAAGGAGUUGACCAGUGAAGAUGCUCAUAAGAUAUUCCUGGAAACCAAUGAGGUCACUGUGAUAGGUUACUUUGAAGACGAUUCUCCAUUAUCCACGGCAUACCACACCGUUUCCAAGAAGCUUCGAGAGAAGGUCAGAUUCGGUCACACGUCGGUGAAGGAGCUUCUGGACAAAGUGUCCGACAAGAACACUAUCGUUCUUUAUCGACCAAAAAUACUCCACAACAAAUUCGAAGAUAACAGCAUAACGUACAAAGGCGGCGAUUCUGUUAGUGACGUGAACGAAUUCAUCACCAAGAACUACUAUGGUAUUGCUGGCGUGCGCACCCGUGAUAAUUCACCAGACUUCAAAAACCCUCUGGUGGUCGCCUACUACAACGUAGAUUAUACGAAGAAUGCCAAGGGAACGAACUACUGGCGCAACAGGAUUCUCAAGGUUGCCAAGAAUUUCCCCACGCUUUCCUUUGCUAUUUCUUCUAAGGAUGACUUCCAGCACGAGCUGAACGACUUUGGCAUCGACUAUGCGAAGGGCGACAAACCGGUGAUUCUGGCGCGAAACGCCAAGAAUCAGAAGUUCGUUCUGAAAGACGAGUUUUCCAUGGAGACGUUCGAGACGUUCUUGAAGGAUCUGCAGGCGGGUGCUUUGGAGCCAUACCUCAAAUCCGAGCCGAUCCCGGAGAGCAAUACGGGCAACGUGAAAGUCGCGGUAGCCAAAAACUUCGACGAGGUGGUCACCGACAAUGGCAAGGACACGUUGAUCGAGUUUUAUGCACCUUGGUGCGGCCACUGUAAAAAGCUCGCACCGGUGUACGACGAGUUGGGUGAAAAGUUCGCGGACGAGGACGUCGAGAUCGUAAAGAUGGACGCCUCGGCGAAUGAUGUACCGGCACCGUACGAGGUGCACGGUUUCCCGACGCUCUACUGGGCGCCCAAAGACACCAAGGACAGCCCGGUCAAGUAUGAAGGCGGCCGCGAGCUCGAAGACUUUAUCAAAUACAUUGCCAAGCAUUCUACCGACGAGCUCAAGGGUUACGAUCGCAAGGGCAAAGCGAUCAAGCCUAGAACCGAUGAGCUCUAACCGACUAAACGAUCACCAAGUUCGUUCUUGCAUUUUUUCAAAUGCGCCAAUCGACGAGGCGGCCCGAGUUUUCCUUCACACGUAACAAGCAAGAGACUCGAGAAUGCGCGAAUGUGAAUAAACGGAGAAGUAACACUUAUAGUGAACAGGUAUAUCAUGAGUUCUUUGCGAAACAUUUUGCAAUAAGUGAAAAAUGAAUAGGAGAGAGAGAGGGGGAGAGGAAGUGUCUAGCAUAUAGGAUUGUCUACGUGUAUUAAUUGUACACUUUGUAACAAUAAUGUAUAAUAACGCGAUAAAGCGCGCAGAACUGAUUUGAAAUUUUUUCCCCAUAACAAUGCUUUUCGAGUUUUGGUGAAUUGUAAAAUUAUAUACGAGAAGCAACACUCCAUUCCACAAUUUCGCUUGUUUCGACUACGCUAAGUUAAGAGAUAAUGCAGCGAUUUUUGUUUAUAUAAAAAAUCCAGAAUAAAUUGUUUUAUAGAAAAA
Monomorium pharaonis (pharaoh ant) is the source of this 2091-nucleotide messenger RNA. RefSeq names its product protein disulfide-isomerase A3 (gene ERp60). Lineage: Eukaryota; Metazoa; Arthropoda; Insecta; Hymenoptera; Formicidae. The transcript has 5 exons. Bases 130 to 1605 code for a protein of 491 amino acids. The record is from RefSeq and is a predicted model, not a curated record. Gene Ontology annotation, biological process: protein folding; response to endoplasmic reticulum stress. Gene Ontology annotation, cellular component: endoplasmic reticulum. Gene Ontology annotation, molecular function: protein disulfide isomerase activity.